Emys orbicularis (European pond turtle) is the source of this 1956-nucleotide messenger RNA. RefSeq names its product cadherin 24 (gene CDH24). The record is from RefSeq and is a predicted model, not a curated record. Gene Ontology annotation, molecular function: cadherin binding; calcium ion binding. Gene Ontology annotation, biological process: adherens junction organization; cell-cell junction assembly; calcium-dependent cell-cell adhesion. NCBI's taxonomy places the organism in Eukaryota, Metazoa, Chordata, Testudines, Emydidae. Gene Ontology annotation, cellular component: catenin complex; adherens junction; plasma membrane.
GGAGAGAAGGCCCAAUACACGUUGCUGGCCCAGGCCGUGGACCGGGCCUCGAACCGGCCCUGAGCCGCCCUCGAGCCGCCCUCCGAGUUCAUCAUCAAAGUGCAGGACAUCAACGACAACCCACCCGUCUUCCCGCACGGCCCCUACCAUGCCACUGUGCCCGAGAUGAGCAACGUGGGCACAUCCGUGAUCCAGGUGACGGCCCAUGACGCUGACGACCCGAGCUACGGGAACAGUGCCAAGCUGGUGUACAUGGUGCUGGAGGGGCUGCCCUUCUUCUCCGUCGACCCCCAGAGCGGCGUGGUGCGCACUGCGAUCCCCAACAUGGACCGGGAGGUGCAGGCUGAGCUGCUGGUGGUGAUUCAGGCCAAGGACAUGGGGGGCCAUGCCGGGGGGCUGUCGGGGAGCGUCACUGUCACUGUCACCCUGAGCGACGUCAAUGACAAUCCGCCCAAAUUCCCCCAGAGUUCUUACCAAUUCUCGGUGCUGGAGACACUGCCACCUGGCUCUCCCGUGGGGCGGCUCCGGGCCCACGACCCGGACGAGGGGGACAACGCGCGGCUGAGCUACCGGCUGCUGGACGGGGAUGGGCCCUUCGCCAUCAGCACUGACCCGCUGGGCCGGGACGGCAUCCUCACCAUCAGCCAGCCGCUGGACUUUGAGCGGCGCCAGGUGUACGCCCUGCGGGUGGAGGCAGCCAACACGCGGGUCGACCCGCUGUACAUCCGUCAGGGGCCCUUCAAGGACGUGGCCACCGUGCACGUGGCCGUGGAGGAUGCGGCCGAGCCCCCGGCCUUCGCCCGGCCCAGCUACCAGCUGGGUGUCCCCGAGAACAGCCCCCCCGGCACCGUGGUGGGGAAGAUCACAGCCUCCGACCUGGACACACCCAGCAGCACCAUCCGAUACUCCAUCCUGCCCCACUCGGACCCCGGGCGGUAUUUCAGCAUCAGCCCCCAGGACGGGACCCUCCGCACGGCCCUGCCCCUCGACAGGGAGACGCUGGCCUGGCACAACCUGACCGUGGUGGCCACCGAACUAGACAGCCCGGCGCAGGCUGCGCCCGUCCCCGUGAUUGUCCACGCCCUGGACGUGAACGACAACGUGCCUGAGCUGGCGCCGGGGACCGAGCCCUUCGUCUGCCACGGCACCGCGCCCGGCCAGCUGAUCCAGACCCUCUGGGCCCUGGACCGGGACGAGGGGGGGGCCGGGAGCCGAUUGACGAUUCGCUCCCCCCCAGGGCUGGGACCCUCUGACAUCACUGUGCGGGACAACGAGGAUGGCUCGGCCGCUCUCCUGCUCCGGACCCCGCGGCUGCCCCCCCCGGGUGGACCCCCCCUGCUGGUGCCCCUGGAGCUGGUGGAUGGGGGACGCCCCCCCCUGACCGGCACCCCCACCCUGACACUAAGCGUCUGCCAGUGCCGGCCCGACGGCGCCCUGCGCUCCUGCCAGCCCCCCCCUGCCACCGGCGCCCCCCCGGGGCUCAGCACCGCCGCCCUGUUGGCCAUCCUGGGCUGCGGCGCCAGCCUGCUCGCGCUGGCAGGGCUCCUAGCCCGGGGGCGCCCCAAGGGGGGGGCGCGGAUGACGCCGGCGGAGGAGGGCGAGGUGCGUGAGAACAUCAUCAGCUACGACGACGAGGGGGGGGGCGAGGCCGACACCCAGGCCUUCGACAUGGCCGCCCUGCAGCGUCCGCCCCCCCCGGACUCCCCUCUGGCCCCCCCCCGCCUGGCUGCCUGCCUCACCGCCCGCCUGGGCCGGGCCGAUGCCGACCCCCGGGCCCCCCCCUACGACUCGCUGCAGGUCUAUGGCUACGAGGGCGGGGGGACACCCUGCGGCAGCCUCAGCCCCCUGGGCUCCUCCUGGGGGGACAGCGAGGGGGAGGGGGGCGACCCUGGUGAGUGGGGGCCCCUCUUUCGCACCUUGGCCGAGCUCUAUGGGGGCCAAGAGGGGCCCGCCUGA